Cornus florida is the source of this 914-nucleotide messenger RNA. RefSeq lists its product as uncharacterized. The transcript is spliced from 2 exons. Bases 244 to 903 code for a protein of 219 amino acids. Lineage: Eukaryota; Viridiplantae; Streptophyta; Magnoliopsida; Cornales; Cornaceae. The record is from RefSeq and is a predicted model, not a curated record.
UUAGGUAUCAUGGGGCUCAGUUUGGAAAAUGUCGGGGACGAACUUGGCACUAAACCGGAUAAUCGGUGAGACCAAACUGUUAUAUUAUUGUUAUUGUUAUUAUUAUUAUUAUUAUUAUUUAUUUAUUUAUUUAUUUUUAUUAUUAUUAUUAUUAUUUAUUAUUUUUUUUUUUUUUUGGUGGUUUACACAGGUCCCCCACUAUAAAUAAAGCAUCUCAUUUCCAUUAUAAAGCAUAUAAAUCUCAUGAACCCCUUUACGUACAUUGAACCAACUUCAAGUCCCCGGAUCUCUUUUUCAACCGAUUUUUUUGAUGAAGAAGAUUUCAUCUCCAUAAAGUUGAGCUCCCAGACUGAAAGAGAGCACGAAAAGGCGCCAGAGAAAACGUGUAACAAUGAAUUUGAGUUCGUCUGUAGCAAUUUUACUAGCCAAACGGCGAUAAGGACUGCCGAUGAGCUAUUUUCCCAAGGGAAGUUGCUUCCUUUUCGCCAAACACAGCAUUCAGAGAAACCAAACAAGACGAGUCUUAAAAUGGGAGGAGUGGAAGAGAAGGAGGUGAAAAAGGAGGAGAGUAAGGUGAGUUGGUUUAUGGAUGAUGAUCCAUCUCCUAGGCCUCCUAAGUGCACUGUUCUAUGGAAAGAGUUACUGAGGUUGAAGAAACAACGCGCUUCUUCUUCUUCUUUAUCGCCGCCAUCUUCCUCUUCCUCGUCAUCACGGAAAGAAGCAUCCGGAAGGAGAGAGAAGCAUGUCAAUAGGAUAAAGAAUGGGUUGGUGGAUAGGACAAGAACAAGAUCAGCCACUGUAAGAAUAAGGCCUUUGAUUAAUAUGCCCUUUUGCACACAGGGGAAGAAGAAUGCUUUGCCUCCUUUGUUUUCCCUUAAGAAAGGAAGACUAGAGGGGUCAUGAGAUGAUGAGAA